Papilio polytes (common Mormon) is the source of this 1744-nucleotide messenger RNA. It is a transcript of the gene Sec6, whose product is annotated as exocyst complex component 3. The transcript is spliced from 11 exons. Lineage: Eukaryota; Metazoa; Arthropoda; Insecta; Lepidoptera; Papilionidae. Gene Ontology annotation, biological process: exocyst localization; exocytosis. Gene Ontology annotation, cellular component: exocyst. Gene Ontology annotation, molecular function: SNARE binding. The coding region runs from base 188 to 1744 and encodes 518 amino acids. The record is from RefSeq and is a predicted model, not a curated record.
UGAUAAAUCAGCUGGAUUAAAUUGUCAUUGUCAAUGUCAUUAAAUUCUUAAGAAUAUUAAAGUUAUCAAAAGAUAAAUAAACAGGUGACGCACAGAAGAUCUUUCACAUGAAAGUAUAAUUGUAGAAAAAGGGGUGGCUUUUCUACUUAUAUAUAUUUCUUAUAUACAUCUUAUCACUAUAAAUACAAUGAGUACGUUAGAUGAGAUUGAAGAGGAAGCGAAAGCAGCUGCUGAAAAAAUGGUCAUGAACAUGAUGCAAAGACCUGGCCAACUAGAAAAAGUAGAGCAAUACAAAAAGAGAAUAACACACAAGAAAGCAUCAAUAGAAGCUCAACUUAAAUCAGCAGUUCAAGGCAAAUUGGAUGGAGUGAGUGUUGGCCUCGAACAACUACAGGAAUGUCUUGAUGAUGUCCAACAGAUCAGUUUAAAAAUGGAUGAACUUGAGGAGCUUUUUAAAAGUGUUCCGCCACUUGUGGCAUCACUCCAAGCAGUUAGAGAAGAGGAUUCUCGCCAUUCGCAGUAUGUGACUGCUAUGGACAGCCUGAAGCAUAUAUUCACUGUUCCCGAAAGUGUGGCCAAAACUAAACAGUGGAUUGGUGAAGGAAAGUUAUUGCAUGCUCAUCAGUGCCUCACUGACUUGGAAAACUCAAGAGAUGAUUUAUUAUAUGAACUACAUAGAUUACCAAACCAAUCUUCACAUGACAAGAUAAUGUUGAAGGCAUAUUUUGAAGAUGUAGAAAUGGUAUCUAAUCUGCUAGAAAAACAAAUCAAGUUGAUUUUAGCAAGAACUUUAAACACAGUGCGUAAAGAACCCACUGUUAUUGUGACAGCACUAAGAAUUAUAGAGAGAGAAGAGAAAAAAGAUCAAAUGGCUUUACAGCAACAAACUCAAUCAGGUUUCAUGCCUCCUGGCAGACCAAAAAACUGGAGAUCCAAAGCUUUCGAAGUGCUAGAAUGUGCAGUUGCUCAACGAAUAGAGGGAACUCGUGUGGAUGAAAGAGAAGACAAUAAACUGUGGCUGAUAAGAUACUUGGAGCUAACUCGGCAGUUGAUAUUAGAGGAUCUAAGGGUUGUAAAGACACUCUGUGUUCCCUGCUUUCCUCCGCAUUAUGAUAUUGUCAAUAAAUAUGUUGACAUGUACCAUACAUGUUUGUCUACAAGUCUUCAAGACCUGGUUCAAAACGGUUUGGAAGGCAAUGAAUAUGUGACAUUGUUGUCAUGGAUUUUGAACACUUAUCCGGGACUUGAAUUAAUGGGCAGUGAGGAAUUGAAAAUCGAUGUAUCCGUUUUACCUCCAUUACUUAGUGAAGAAAGUAUGCAGAAACUGCAAGAGGAAUAUUUACAAAAAAUGGAGUGCAACUACAUGGAGUGGAUGGAGAAGACGCUGGAGGCGGAGCGCGCGGAGUGGGGCGGCGAGCGCGCGCCCGACGCGGAGCCGCACUCCGCCGCCUUCCACACGCACGCGCCCGUCAUCAUAUUCCAGAUGAUAGACCAGAACUUGCAGGUGACGGAAACUAUAAGUAAGGAGAUAACGUUCAAAGCGUUAUUGUUGAGUAUUGACCAAGUGACCCGCUACGGGAACAUGUAUCGGGAGGGAGUUAUUCAGUUUAAGAAAAGCCACUUCGCGGACCGGUCGCGCGUGGCGUACUUCACGCACCACAUGAUCACGAUAGUGAACAACAGCGAGCAGCUGGCGCGGCUGGCGCAGCGGCAAAAUUCGGGCGCCCUAAUUUUGAUGCCCUAG